AUUGACGCCACUUUUAUCAUGAGAAUGAUAGUGUUAAUGGAUAUUCAUCAGUUUCUUGUUUCUUUCAUUCCAAUACAUACACACACACACAAACACACACAGAUACAAAUAAUUAAUAAUACCUAAUAAUAAUAAUAAUAAUAAUAAUAAUAAUAAUGAUAUCUUUUUUUCUCUAUUUAGGAUAUCAAUCAUAUCAAUAAUUCAUUAUAAAAUAAAUAAUAUUAUACUACUAAUGAUGUUUGUUUAUUUAUUUGUAUGUUUCGUUGUGUGUAUGCGUGUGUGUGUGUGCGAGUGACUGAGUGUCUCUGAUUAACCCUGACUAUAAAAACACAAAGAUUUAAUAUUCAUUCCUUUUAUACAUUAACCAUUAACAUCACAUACAUGAAUAUAAUAUAAUAUCAAAAAAAAGAAAGGAUUCACAUUAUAUAUAUAUAUAUAUAUAUAUAUUAUCCUAUUUUCUAUUAAAGAAGCAACAUUACUACUGAUUAUACUACUUAUAUCUCUAAUGACAAAAUGAUAUUAUUACCAUUUGAAUAUGAUCAAUUUUUCAAAAAUCUAUUAUGUAAUCAAUUCCUUAUUAUAUUUAUAAUUAUGCAACAAUUUAUUGAUGCUAAAUCUAAUUCAACCAAUAUUCAUCCUAAAGAAAUUACAAUCAUUAAAUGGGAAUUUCAUGAAUUCUCUACACAUAUUACUGUUAUGUUAUUUUUAAUUUUAUUAGUUUGUUUAAAAUUAGCUUAUCAUUAUAUACCAUAUAUAUCAAUUUAUGUCCCAGAAUCUUUAUUAUUAAUAUUAAUUGGGAUUACAUUUGGUAGUAUUGUAUUUUAUACAAUGGAUAACUAUACAACUGAUCAUCAUAAUCAUAAUCAUCAUACAUCUAUAUCAAUAGAGAAUACUGUAUGGAAAUUUACACCGGAAUUAUUUGCUUAUUAUUUAUUACCACCAAUUAUAUUAGAAUCAGCCUAUGGUUUAUAUAAUCGUACAUUUUCUGAAUAUCUUGGUGUUGUAUUAAUAUUUUCAGUGAUAGGUACAAUAUGUAAUUUUUUAUUUAUUGGUUUCUCAUUAUAUAUAAUCUAUCAAUUAAAUUUAUUAGGUGAACCUAUAUUACAAUUAAAUAUUAAAGGUUAUUUAUUAUUUAGUUCAUUAAUUGUUGCUGUUGAUCCUGUUGCUGUCUUAGCUAUCUUUCAAGAUAUUGGCGUUGAAUUAAGUUUAUAUUAUAUUGUAUUUGGUGAAUCAUUAUUUAAUGAUGCUAUUACAAUUGUAUUAAAUGAUAUUAUGAUUGUAUUUAAUAGUAAUGAACAAUUAACAACAUUACAAAUAUUUAUUGGGUUUAUAUCUUUUUUUACAGUUAGUUUUGGUGGUUUAUUCAUUGGUGUUAUAUUUGGUAUUAUAACAUGUUUAAUUACAAGAAUACAUAGUCAUUUAUCUGUAUUUACAAUAUUAUUAUUAGCUUAUUUUUCAUAUAUUAUAGCUGAUUGUAUUGGUUGGUCUGGGAUUAUCUCAAUGAUUGGUUGUGGUUUAAUACAAGCAGCAUAUGCAUUUCAUAAUAUUGGUGAAAAAUAUGUUAAAAGUUUAUUAUUAAUUACAAGAAUGUUAGCUGAAGUUAGUGAAGGUGUAAUCUUUUUAUUUUUAGGUAUACAAGUAAUAUCUUAUAAAUUAGAAUGGCAUACUGGUUUUAUAUUAUGGUCACUUAUAUUAUGUUUAUUAUCCAGAACUAUUAUUGUAUUUAUUAUUACAGCAAUUGUAAAUUAUGUUAAUAUUGAUGAAACAAAAAUUACAAUUGAACAACAAAUUAUAUUAAUUUAUGGUGGUUUACGUGGUGCUGUAGCAUUUGCUUUAUCAGUACUUAUCCCAGAUGAUUUAUUUCCUAUCAAUAGUUUAUAUCAUAAAAAUGUCAUAGUAACAACAACAUUAUUUAUUAUAUUAUUUACAGUUGGUUUUAUGGGUUUAACAACAAAACCAUUAGUGAAAUUAUUAAAACUACGUAAAAAAGAUCAAGAAAAAUUAAGUUUAUUUUAUAUAUUAAAUAAAAAUAUUAUUGAUCAAACAUUAACUGGUAUUGAAACAUUGAUCGGUUCAAAAGGACGUAAUGCUAUCAGAGAAUUUUUUAUUAAAAUUGAUGAAAAUUAUAUUCGACGUAUAUUACAACGAAAUCCAGAACAUUAUGAUGAGAAAAUUUUAAAAGUAUAUGAAUUAAUUGCAUUAAAAUUAUUAUAUGCAUCAACACGUCCUAAUGAUACUGAAAAUUUAUUAAAAAAUAUACCAGAAUCAUUAAAAUUUAAUCAAUUUCAUCACUAUUCUAGAAAUAAUCUAUCAAAUUUAUUAAAUCAUGGUACAACACAUGAUUGGAUAUUACAUAAUCAUUUAUCAAUUAUACCAAUUGAUGAUGAUUAUAAUGGUAAUCUUAAUGAUAUUAACAAUAAUAACAAUAAUAACAAUGAUAAUGAUAAUGAUGAUGAUGAUGAUGAUGAUGACGGUGGUACAUUUGGUGAAAGUUCUUUUAUAUCAGCUGAACAAAUGAUGAAAAUGAAUAUUAAUAAAAAACAAUAUAGAAAAGUUUCAAUAAAUGCUAAUGAUAUAUUAAUUGAUCAUUUAUCACGUCAUAAUAAUCAUCAUGAUUUCUAUGCAUCAACAUCGAAACAUAAAUGUCAAUUAGAUUUGAAUGAAGCAUUUAAUGAUCUAUUACAAUAUCGUAUAGGAGCUAGCAAACAUCAAUUCACAUUAAAUAACAGUAAUAAUAAUAAUAAUAAUAAUAAUAAUAUUGAAAUGAAUAUUGAUCAUCUUAAACAUACAACUAAAUUAGAUCAUAUAGAUCAACAAAAACAAUCAAUAAAAUUAGAACAAUCUCAACCAAUACAACAAGUAAAUAUUGAAUCAAAUGAAACUAAACAUACUAUUCAAAGUGGAAUAGAUAAUAAUCAAAUAGAUUCUUCUUCUAUGGAACAACAUAUUCAACGAUCUUCAUAUUCAUUACAACCUGAAAUUAUAGAUUAUCGAAAAAGACAAGAUUUUAAUAAAGAUAUGAAAUAGUAUUAUUAUCAUUAUUAUUAUUGUAUAUGGAUCAGAAUAUUUUCUAAUGAAUAGAAGCCUACUCGAGUUAGACGGGAAUGUUGUGACCAAAAGCUAACUUCGAAAUCACUCAUCGCGGUCAGCACCUAACAUGGAUUAACCCUUCGACAAGGUACCACGGAUACUUUGAAGACCGUAUGACACAAAAGACGUUAUUACGGAAAUAAAUUAGUAGAUACAAGUGCAAACGAAAGUGAGACCACCACCACAUGGGCCACUUCAUGUCAGACGAUUAACUGAUGCAUGUUGGUUGUCUUUCGCAUUGACGGGGAUCGAUGAACUGUUCGAUAUUCAGUGACCUAAUUGCAUGAUAAUUUGGCUAGAGCUCAGUGAGAUUUCACUGGCCCUACAAAUAUAAUUCAUUGAUUUAUACUUACAUUGCAAUAUAUAUACAUACAUAUUGAUUGGUGAAUUUGCAAAUUUGAAUUAUAUGACCUUUUCAAGGUUAAUUACUAGGUAGAUUCGUUGAUAAAAUAACAUUCCAAGUAAACAAAAUGUAUUAAUUUCUCAGUGUUUAUUUUAACAAAGGUUAUAAUUUUCCUUAAAAUAAUGAAGUUUAUAGCAAUAUUUUCUCAGAAUUAUGUUUAUAAUGAUCUAAAUUAUUGUAUUCGGCAGUUUGUUUACCUAUGAAACUGAAUUAUAACUGAAAAUAUACUUUUAUUCCAAGAUGGUAAGUUACAAUAAUCAUACUAAUAGUAAACAGAGAAUAUUUUAUUCAAUAUGAUGACAAUGAUCAUCAUGUGCUUACUUAUAACUGGCAUUAUAAGGUAUUCCUUGGAGUUCUAGUGAGAAACCAUGGCCCUUGGUGUCUAACCGCGUAUGUUGUAGAGGCAGUUACACACUGUAGACAAUGCUGGACGGUCGCGCAAUAUCGUAGAUGACGGCUCAGUGGUCUGCAAGUUAAGCGUUCACGCGCGAGACCGAAAGUCCUGAGUUUAGUGCGGGAUGGUGAUGAAGAGUCCCAUACUUAGACUAAAAAUCUGUCUAGUGCUUCCAGGUUUUCCAUGGUGGUCUAGCUUUAAUCGACUCAUGAAUUCAAUUAUUAAAAAUUACUACAAUUUCCACAAAACCCCAUUCUGUGAAUUUUAUAUGAAUAUUUUAUACUUCACAUUUUUGGUGACAUUUAUUGGCAGAGUAAAUCUUUAUUUUCUAACAUAAGAUGACAUUUUCGCAAGGAUAUUACAGUAGUAAUUAUAUUUUCUAAUGAUUUGGAUUGUCCUGUUGUUGAGAUAUUUCACUGAAAUUCGGUCAGUUUUCGUCGACAUAUGCUUACCAUAUGCAGACUGUAUUGAUAUAGCCCUAAUGACACAAGUUAGUAUAGAAUAAACUCAGUCAUAUCUAGCAGAUGAGUCCCGAAUUGUAGGAAUUGUGCAUCCUGAAUUCUACUACUAACCACAUUUCGUUUAUUCUAUGUUAUCUCAACAUAUUUACUGCACUCUUCAUUUUAUUGAAAAAAUUACGAAUGUGACCUGAUGAAAACCAUUUCAACGAUUUCAAUUCAACUCACUUAUUGAGAGAUAUUAUUAAUGUUUUGUUUUGAUUACUGACUUGUGUUUAUAGAUGAAUAAUACGGCAGUUUUGUGUAUUGGAACGAAAAGGAUAGUCAAUUUUUUCUAGUAUUCAAUGGUUAUUUGACUGAUGUCUGUCCAUAGCAGGAAUUGCAAAUUGAACAAUCCCACCAAACCACUCAUGUUUAUUUUGACUUUAUUGAAAUGUUGGCAAAUAUGAAAUUACAUGUGUGUAGUAAGUAAUUCGUGGGACUUUGAUUCAUUAUAGGAUGAGUUUUUCCUCCUAUUAUUGUGAGAAUAAGGGUUUGUGGAAAUUGAAGUAAUUUAAUUGUUGAAUUCAUGAGUCUAUUUAAAUUAGAUCACCCUGGAAAACCUGGAAGUACCGGACGGCUGUUUCGUUUUAGUAUGCAACUCCUCAGAAGUGUGAAACCAGAUUUUUCAUGGUAAUCUAAUCGAUAUCACUUAGUGACUAGUAUGAUUAAGAUAUUUUAUUUACACUAGAAAUAUGAUAAAAUAAUCCACAACUAUUUUCUAAUGGAUUCAAAACUUUGAAGUAAGAGAAACUUAUGAGAAAAUCUGAAAGUGCUUGUUCUUUAUUGUUGACAUAUUUUGAGGACUACAGUUGAUUAAUCUUAAGUCAGUUGUUAUCAGGACUUAGUAGAUUUGUGGAGAAUGAAUUGAACGAUUGAAACGAAACAUAUUGGGUUCGAGUCGUAGCGUCAACAUCGACACUGGAUUGCAGGCACAUGUAGCUGAAGAGUGGCAAACAGCAGAGAAAACGCGCAUUCUUAAUCCCACUGUUAAUUUUCAUUCAACAUUACAGAAUAUAUUACGAAGAAAGACAGAAAAAAUAACUACAAGAAAAAAAAUCGACGGGAAAGAUUUAGACUGACUACUUUCUUUAUUUUUGUUAGUAGACGGUAAUUCUCAUGUCCAAAAAGCUGAUAGUAACAUUUAUUCGGUAAAAGUAUUCUUUAUAGACACGAUUAAAAGACGCUUGACAAAGUUUCAAGCAGUUAUUUGAGUCAAUGAGAAGAAAGUUUUUAUAAAUGGAUAGUUUACAGAAAUGGAAACAAUAAUGUUGCAAAAUCUUGGCCAAAUGGACACAUAUGCCACACUAGAAGUUGAACUUUGAAAUUGUAUGACUAACAAACAUCAAACAGGAU
This is a messenger RNA of Schistosoma haematobium, 5740 nucleotides long. It is a transcript of the gene SLC9A1, whose product is annotated as Sodium/hydrogen exchanger 1. Gene Ontology annotation, biological process: proton transmembrane transport; regulation of pH; sodium ion transport. Gene Ontology annotation, molecular function: sodium:proton antiporter activity. The coding region runs from base 514 to 3027 and encodes 837 amino acids. The transcript has 3 exons. NCBI's taxonomy places the organism in Eukaryota, Metazoa, Platyhelminthes, Trematoda, Strigeidida, Schistosomatidae. Gene Ontology annotation, cellular component: membrane. The record is from RefSeq and is a predicted model, not a curated record.